Molecule: messenger RNA, 1191 nt
Organism: Tetrahymena thermophila SB210
Lineage: Eukaryota; Ciliophora; Oligohymenophorea; Hymenostomatida; Tetrahymenidae
Product: cyclin-dependent kinase-like Serine/Threonine kinase family protein
Exons: 8
Biological process (GO): protein phosphorylation
Cellular component (GO): protein kinase CK2 complex; nucleus; cytosol
Molecular function (GO): ATP binding; protein serine/threonine kinase activity
Source: RefSeq, a predicted model, not a curated record
AUGUUUAAAUUUUACGCAAUAAUAAUUACAAUUUUCUUUUUGAGUUUAUCAUAAGGAUUAAGUUUUGAAUAAAAUUAAACAAUUUUAUCAUUUUAAUAAUUCUUUUCAAAUAAUAUUUGCUUCCAUGAGUAAACAAGCUUAAAUUAAUUGCAUGCAAGAGGCAUUGAUGUAAAUGAUUAUAAAAAAUAUGAUAUUGAUUAUGGAGAUCACUCAAAAGUAGAACCUAUUCAACUAAAUUAAGAUGAGUAUUUAGUUGGUUCUAAACUAGGAAGUGGCAAAUUUUCAGAUGUUUAUCUUGGUUAUAACAAGAGUAAUAACUAUGAAAAGAUUUUAAUUAAAAUAUUGAGACCCAAUAAAAUUGAAAAAGUAUAAAGAGAAAUAUCUAUAUUAACUAAAGUUAAUUCAAUAGAAAAUGUUCCUAAAUUUUAUGGAAUUACAGUUGAUAAAUACUACCAGGUUCCUUCUCUAUUUUUUGAAUACAUUUAAGGUAAUACUCUGAAAAAUAUAAUUCAACGAUUCAAUGAAAUAGAUAUAAGAUAUUAUUCUUACAUACUCAUAGAGACUAUAUAUCAAGCACAUAAAAUUGGAGUUAUUCAUAGAGAUAUCAAAAGUGCUAACAUCAUUAUAAAUCAUGAAAAAAGAGUUUUGAAAGUUAUUGAUUGGGGUCUUUCUGAUAUUUACUUCCCUUAUUCCUUUAACUUCUGCAAAAUAGGAACUGUGAAUUAUAAAGCUCCAGAACUUAUAUUAACAGAUAGUUAUCACAUUAAUAUAACUCCAGCUGUAGAUAUUUGGGCAUCAGGAGUUAUAAUUUUUCAAAUGAUGAUUAAUAGUGUUCCUUUAAUCAAAGGUCAUAAUUCUUAUACAGCUUUGCUGGAUAUAAUAAAAAUAUUUGGGUACAAAGAUGUGAUGAGACUAUCUUCAUGGAGUGGAAUACCAUUGAAUCCUUAAAUAUAUAAAGAAAUUUAAGAGAAUAAAAUUUAUACAGAAAAGGGAAAGGGUUUGAAGUAAUUGAUAGACCAAGAUAAUGUUAAAUAUGCUGAUCCUUUGGGAUUAGAUUUAAUAGAUAAAAUGUUAAAAAUUUUACCAAAUGAAAGAAUAAGUGCUAAAGAAGCUUUAGAUCAUCCCUAUUUUGACAAAAUCAGAUAAAUUAUUUAAACUCAAAGAAAAAAUUAAAAUAAAAAAAAGGGAUGA